AUGGGAAGGCUCCGAGGAGGCCGCUGGCGCUCGCGCCCCCGCCGAUGCCAGCCCCGCACACCUGCCGACCGAGCCCCCAUUCCCUGGGCCCUGGAGUCGCCCGCCAUGAUGCCCACACCGCCCUCACAGGUUCGUCAGAACUACCGCCUUGAGUGUGAGGCCGCGCUCAACAGCCACACUGCCCUGGAGUUCCACGCCUCCUUCCAGUGCCUGGCCGUGGCCUUCUACCUCGACCGUGAUGAUGUGGGCUUGAAGCACUUCUACCGCUUCUUCCUGCUCCGCUCUCACGAGCACAGCAAGACAGCCGAGAGCCUGAUGUCCCUGCAGAACCGGCGUGGGGGCCGCGUCUCCUUCCUCGACAUCAGAAAGCCCGAGACCCAGCAGUGGGAGAGCGCACUCCAGGCCAUGCAAGACACCCUGCACCUGGAGAAGAGCGUCAACCAGAGCCUGCUCGACCUGCACAAGCUGGCCACCGACAACAGCGACGCCCACCUGUGCCACUUCCUGGGGACCGGCUACCUGGACCAGCAGGUCAAGUUCAUCAAGGAGCUGGGAGACCAUGUCAGCAACCUGAGCAACGUGGGGUCCCCGGAAGGCAGCCUGGCAGAGUACGUCUUUGACAAGCUCACCUUGGGCGACGGCGACAAGGAGGACUGA
This is a messenger RNA of Budorcas taxicolor (takin), 657 nucleotides long. Its product is annotated as ferritin heavy chain-like. Gene Ontology annotation, molecular function: ferrous iron binding; ferric iron binding. The transcript has a single exon. NCBI's taxonomy places the organism in Eukaryota, Metazoa, Chordata, Mammalia, Artiodactyla, Bovidae. Gene Ontology annotation, biological process: iron ion transport; intracellular iron ion homeostasis. The record is from RefSeq and is a predicted model, not a curated record. The coding region runs from base 1 to 657 and encodes 218 amino acids. Gene Ontology annotation, cellular component: cytoplasm.